Messenger RNA from Callorhinus ursinus (northern fur seal), 1132 nucleotides. Lineage: Eukaryota; Metazoa; Chordata; Mammalia; Carnivora; Otariidae. The record is from RefSeq and is a predicted model, not a curated record.
AUGGGAGGAGAUGUCCCCACCAAUGAGCACUUUGUUGUCCCACCCACGGUCCCUUUGCACCAUGAUCACGGAAGGUAUGGGGACAUGGUACCAAAAACCAUAGCAGGGAAGAUUUUUGGUUCCAUCUGUUCGCUGAGUGGGGUCUUGGUCAUUGCUCUUCCUGUUCCGGUGAUUGUAUCUAACUUCAGUCGGAUCUACCACCAAAAUCAACGAGCAGACAAACGGAGAGCACAGAAGAACCUCCUCCUGGAAGUGGGCCAGCUCACUUCCAUUUCUACUGCACUAGCCAAAAAAGCCAGACUGGCCAGGAUCCGGGCCGCCAAAACCGGAAGCGCCAACGCUUACAUGCAGAGCAAACGGAAUGGCUUACUCAGUAAUCAACUGCAGUCCUCAGAGGAUGAGCAGGCCUUUGUUAGCAAAUCCGGCUCCAGCUUUGAAACCCAGCACCACCACCUGCUUCACUGUCUGGAAAAAACUACGAAUCACGAGUUUGUGGAUGAGCAGGUCUUUGAGGAAAGCUGCAUGGAAGUUGUGACCGGAAACCGGCCUUCAAGCCACAGCCCCUCUCUCUCUUCGCAAGGAGUCACCAGCACUUGCUGUUCACGACGACACAAAAAAACCUUCCGCAUCCCAAAUGCCAAUGUUUCCGGAAGCCACCGGGGCAGUGUGCAAGAACUCAGUACGAUCCAGAUCAGAUGUGUGGAGAGAACCCCGCUGUCUAACAGCCGAUCCAGUUUAAAUGCCAAAAUGGAAGAAUGUGUUAAGCUAAACUGUGAACAACCUUAUGUGACUACAGCAAUAAUAAGCAUCCCAACACCUCCAGUGACCACCCCUGAAGGAGACGACAGGCCAGAAUCUCCCGAGUACUCAGGAGGCAAUAUUGUCAGAGUGUCUGCUUUGUAAGACAAUUGGAACCAGGUCUAAGAAAAUUUGAGCUCUGGCUGUGGAAAGAAUUCCAAUGUGGAAGAAAGAAGAAAUAAAUAAACCUUUUGCAGAUGAAAACAGCAAAGCAAGAAGGUUGGCAGUGAAAUAAAAAACAAAGCUUCCAAACCUGAGGAUGGAAAUAAAACCACCAAAUGGCAUUUCUAGACAAAGUUGACCUGUUAUACAGAGGAAGAAGUCUGUGACCCUU